Molecule: messenger RNA, 1869 nt
Organism: Teleopsis dalmanni
Lineage: Eukaryota; Metazoa; Arthropoda; Insecta; Diptera; Diopsidae
Product: xanthine dehydrogenase-like
Exons: 6
Coding region: 1-1869 (622 amino acids)
Molecular function (GO): molybdopterin cofactor binding; oxidoreductase activity; iron ion binding
Source: RefSeq, a predicted model, not a curated record
AUGUCUGAAUAUACAGUGAAGCAAAAAGGCGAUGUUGAUCAAGCUUUUAAGAAUUGUGCGCAUAUUUAUGAAGGCACCUGUCGUGUUGGAGCACAGGAACAUUUUUACUUAGAGACACAUGCUGCAAUAGCAGUUACUAGAGAUACUGAUGAAAUUGAGAUAUUUUCCUCAACACAACAUCCUUCCGGAAUACAAAAAUUAAUUUCUCAAGUUUUGUCAGUACCAGCACAUAGAGUUGUGUGCCGUGUAAAGCGUUUAGGAGGUGGAUUUGGUGGUAAGGAAUCACGCUGUGUAUCGGUAGCAGUACCCGUCGCAUUAGCUUGCUAUAGAUUACGAAGACCCGUGCGCUGUAUGCUUGAUAGAGAUGAGGAUAUGAUGAUUACAGGCACACGUCAUCCGUUCUUAUUCAAAUAUAAAAUUGGGUUUACAAAUGAGGGCCUUAUUACAGCAUGUUAUAUUGAAUGCUAUGCAAAUGCUGGAUGGAGCAUGGAUGUAUCAUUUGGAGUGCUUGAACGUGCUAUGGAUCAUUUUGAGAACUGUUAUCGUAUACCUAAUAUAAAAGUAGUCGGAUGGUUAUGUAAAACUAAUACACCUUCAAAUACAGCAUUUCGUGGAUUUGGAGCCCCUCAGGGGAUGUUCGCUGGUGAACAUAUGAUUCGUGAUGUGGCACGAAUUUUGGGAAAGGACUAUGUAGAUAUAAUGAAAUUAAACUUCUAUGAAACUGGUGAUAUCACGCACUAUAACCAAAAAUUGGACACGCUGCAAAUUAAUAGAUGUUUUGACGAAUGUUUAGAGCAAUCCAAUUUUUAUGAAAAACGAAAAAAGAUACAAGAAUUUAACAAAAGUAAUCGCUGGAGAAAGCGUGGUAUUAGUAUUGUUCCCACAAAGUAUGGAAUAGGAUUUGAUAUAUUAUACAUGAAUCAGGCUGGAUGUUUAAUAAAUAUAUAUGCAGAUGGAUCAGUGUUAUUGGCACAUGGUGGUGUAGAAAUUGGACAAGGAUUACAUACAAAAAUGAUACAAUGUGCUGCAAAAGCUUUAGGUAUACCGGCAGAUUUUAUUCACAUAUCCGAAUUCGCAACAGAUAAGGUUCCUAAUGCAACACCUACCGCAGCUAGCGUUAGUUCUGAUUUAAAUGGUAUGGCCAUUAUUGAUGCUUGUGAUAAAUUAAAUACAAGACUUAAAACUAUUAAGGAAGCGCUACCCACAGCCACUUGGAAAGAAUGGAUAAAUAAAGCAUAUUUUGAUCGUAUAAGUCUUUCAGCAACAGGGUUUUAUAGAACGCCAGGCAUGGGGUAUGAUUCUGUGCAUAAUCCAAAUGCACGCAAAUAUAAUUAUUUCACAAACGGUGUGGGUGUAACUGUAGUAGAAAUAGAUUGUCUAACUGGGGAUCAUCAGGUUUUGAGCACUGAUAUUGUCAUGGACCUUGGCUCCAGCAUUAAUCCCGCUAUUGAUAUUGGACAAAUAGAAGGGGCUUAUAUGCAGGGAUAUGGUUUAUUUACUUUAGAAGAGCUAAUAUAUUCACCACAAGGUAUAUUAUUAUCAAGAGGUCCAAGCACAUAUAAAAUUGCAGGUUUUGGUAAUAUACCAGCUGAGUUUAAUGUGAGUCUGCUUACUGGUGCACCGAAUCCAAGAGCUGUGUACUCAUCGAAGGCUGUGGGUGAACCGCCGUUAUUUAUAGGUGCUGCAGCUUACUUUGCUAUUAAGAAUGCUAUUUCUCAUGCACGUACAGAACGAGGUCUGAGCACAGACUUCACACUUAACGCCCCCGCAACAGCAGCAAAAAUUAGGAUGGCUUGCGAAGACAAUUUUACAAAAUUGAUUGAUGAACCCUUACCUGGUACAUAUACACCAUGGAACGUUGAAUUAUAA